GCUUGUGUGUACACCGCGCGCACACACACACACAGCAAGAAGAGAUGGCUGGAUCGCUCGGCAGUUACUCGAUUCCUUUACUUGGAACCAGCAUCUUCAUCGCUACUCUGACCUACCUCACCUACCGGCUGCUGAGCGAUUACCUGCACAAAUGGUUCACCAUGAAGCCGAUACCGGAGGCGGCGGGGACCUAUCCCUUCAUAGGAAACGCACUGCAGUUCAAAUCCAAUGCCGGUGAUUUCUUUCGUCAAAUUGAGGAUUUAACCCGCGACUUCAAAGAUGCGCCGCUAUUCAAAAUCUGGAUUGGACCGGUCCCACUGGUGAUUCUGUUUCACGCGGAAAAUGUUGAGACGAUUCUGACCAACACUGUCCACAUGGAGAAAGCCUAUCUAUACCAAUUCCUCCACCCUUGGCUUGGAACCGGCCUUCUCACGAGCACUGGGAGCAAGUGGCGUCAGCGGCGGAAGAUGUUGACCCCGACCUUCCACUUCUCCAUCCUGACGGACUUCUUGGAGGUGAUGAACGAGCAGGCCGAUAUUCUGGUGAAGAAGCUGGAGAAGAAGGCCGGGAAGGGUGAAUUCGACUGCUUCAGUCACAUAACAUUGUGCGCCCUGGACAUCAUCUGUGAAACUGCAAUGGGAAAGAAAGUCUACGCCCAGAGUCAGUCUGACUCACAGUAUGUGAAGAGUGUGUACAAAAUGAGUGACAUCGUGAGCCGCAGACAGAGGUCACCGUGGUUUUGGGUCGACUUUGUGUACAACUACUUCGGCGAAGGCCGGGAGCACGACAAGACGCUCAAGAUCCUGCACUCCUUCACGCACAACGUGAUAAAAGAAAGAGCGGAGAUCGUUUCCAAUGCUGACGAGGACAGGGACAGGGACUCUGAACAGAGCCCAAAGAAAAGACAGGCAUUCCUGGACAUGCUCUUGAAGACCACGUAUGAGGAUGGCACCAGAAUGAGCCACCAGGACAUUCAGGAAGAAGUGGACACCUUUAUGUUCAGGGGACACGAUACGACAGCAGCCUCCAUGAACUGGGCCGUACAUCUGCUGGGCUCCCACCCCGAGGCACACGGCAAAGUUCAACAAGAGCUUCAGGAGGUGUUCGGUGCAUCCGACCGGCCCACGACCAUGGAGGACCUGAAGAAGCUCAAAUACCUGGAGUGUGUGAUCAAGGAGGCCCUGCGACUGUUCCCCUCUGUGCCCUUCUUUGCCCGCAGCAUCGGUGAAGACUGCAACAUCAAUGGUUUCACGGUCCCCAAAGGUGCCAAUGCCAUCAUCGUUACCUACGCUCUUCACCGUGACCCACGAUACUUCCCCGAGCCCAACGACUUCCGGCCAGAGCGCUUCCUGCCGGAGAAUUCAGUGGGAAGGCCUCCAUAUGCGUACGUCCCCUUCUCCGCUGGACUCCGCAACUGCAUCGGUCAACGUUUUGCACUCAUGGAAGAAAAGGUGGUCUUGGCGUCCAUUCUGCGUAACUUUAACAUUGAAGCGUGUCAGGAACGUGAAGAUCUUCGGCCGGUGGGAGAACUCAUCCUGCGACCAGAGAAGGGCAUCCGGAUCAAACUGGAGAAGAGGAAAACCCAAACUUAAUCAAAUCAGCACCUGCGCUCCGGUCCACAGAAGAUUUCUGCUAACUUAAUCUUCCUUUGCGAUCUCUAUUCAAAGCACAUCCUUUCCGAUUCAAAUGGUGGCGGACAGUGUAAUGUCUUCUAAGUACCCUCUUAAGGGUCGGGGAGAACAGCGACCUUGGUGUUUAAUUUAAGAUUCAUGUCAUCAUUAUAGCCUUCAUAAAUAAAGAAACUACGCCAUGGGAAAUUGC
This is a messenger RNA of Cyclopterus lumpus (lumpfish), 1821 nucleotides long. RefSeq names its product cytochrome P450 4V2. Gene Ontology annotation, molecular function: heme binding; oxidoreductase activity, acting on paired donors, with incorporation or reduction of molecular oxygen; iron ion binding. The transcript is spliced from 11 exons. The record is from RefSeq and is a predicted model, not a curated record. NCBI's taxonomy places the organism in Eukaryota, Metazoa, Chordata, Actinopteri, Perciformes, Cyclopteridae. Bases 45 to 1592 code for a protein of 515 amino acids.